GUUUUUUUUAAUUUGAUUCAACGCUCCGUUAAGUUUUUCACCACAACAGGUCUCGGCCCAGGUUCAUUCGUUGAACGACUUCGAUGCGAUGUGUUUGCAUAGCCAGAGAGAACUGACUAUGCCCUUACCCCCGCGCCCGCCGCUUCGCUUACCCUUGGUGAUUGACGUGGUGUAUGGCGCGCCCAAGUCACGUUACGCCCUCAGCAUCCCAUAUAUAUUGCACGUUACGCUCAUGGCAGGACGCAAUGCUCUGAACUCAUUGUCAUCAUGUCGAAUCUAUCCGAGCCACUGCUCGGUGCCCUUUCCCAUGCCAACAUCGCUGGCGACUUCACACGGCUAGUGAAAACAUACUUUGAGCCGUCAUCUCGCGGGCAAUUCUGCAACAUUUGCAUCUUCUUGGACAUAGUGACCGGACUUUUUGAACAUGGGAUACAUUCGCAGUUCAGAAAAGAAGUACAAUCAAUAUGUGGUCCAGCGAUAGAGGCUAUCCGCGACCUCGAUCUCGGCCGUCGCUCCGACUUGCUAGCGAGGAGCUCAAAUUGUCUUACAUGCACUUCAAUACUUUUGUGUACUGACGAGCAACUCGCGGCUGGAUUUGAGGAGAUUGCAUCUAGCCCUGCGAUUGAUUGUAGCUUCAGCGCUCAUUUCAUGGACGACAACCCUGUUCUUGCGAUCGCGUUUGGUCCCGCAACCGCAAAUGCUGGAGAGAGGCGAUCUUGCUUGGAUCAGCUUGCAGUUAUACGCUUUCUUUCGGUGGGCGAAAAGGUCUCCAUGAGUUCAGCCCCAUGGCCCGAUGGCUCACCCUGCAUUUACAAUCCAGAACAAGUCGAUCCGGCUCGAAUAAGAGAAUGGCUUGAUUGCUGUACAAAGCUCCAUGGUCCCAAGUGCCAACAGCCCAACGCUCUUCAUGUAAGAUCAGACGUGCGUCCCAUUUUUAUUGACGUGGACCAAGAAUGCGUUGUUACACCGGAUCAAAAUGUCCCGUAUGUGGCAUUGAGUUACGUAUGGGGUCCGGUCGAGACUUUGCAAGCAACGACGGGAAACACUGAUAGCCUCGCUCGGCCGGGGAGCCUGUCGACUUCCAGUGCAAACUCGGUCCCUGCAACUAUCCGUGACGCGAUCAAACUAUGCGCUAUGGUCGGGCAGCGAUAUCUCUGGGUUGAUCGCACCUACGCAAAAGCCGAGUUUACCAUCGUCGCUGCGGAUGGUAGCCAUGCAGAUGAGGGUUUGGCUGGACUAGGUCGUGGGAUUGAAGAACGACGGAGACAUAUUGUCAGGUUCCCCACAAAGACCAUGAUUAGAGAAAGCACGCAAGUUUCGCGACGUGGAAGAUUAUCAGAAACCGUAUGGUCUUCUCGCGCCUGGACAUUCCAAGAGCAUGUCUUCUCCAGAAGACUCUUGUACAUGGACAAGUUCGUGAGCUGGAUAUGCUACUCGGCAACGUGGAACGAGCUCUGGUCGCUGCUGCCUGUGACUGCAGUAAACGCAACAGAACCCAUGGAUCAACAUGGUAAGGGAGAGAAACUCUACGCCGUGGACUGGCCAUCGUUUUCCGACUAUGCAAACUUGGUCGAACGGUACAACUUGCGCAAUUUGACCUACGAUUCCGAUGUGUUGAAUGCUUUCCUCGGAGUGAUGACCCAGAUGUGUGUGGGCUUCCCAGCUGGUUUCUACGGAGGUCUACCCGAGUUUUACUUUACGAUAGGCCUGCUCUGGCAGCCCUACGCAGGUCUUCAGCCGCGAUUUCCUCAAGCUGACUGCGCUCCCAGCUGGUCGUGGCUUGGAUGGUCGGGAAAAUUAGACCUUACAAUGUGGAAAUGCAACACGGAUGUUCAGCUUCCGCGUUCAAAAUUCGAAACCACCAUUACCCCGAUAGUCAGAUUUUUUAAGAACCAGGAUCGAGCGGACGUAGUAACCAGUCGGGUGGAUGAUUCCUUUUGCACAGAAUGGGGAGAUCGCUGGAAGAAACACACAGGCGACGCCGAUUCAAACUCUGAAUUGUUCUAUACUUAUCUAGGGUACAACAGACCAUCACAUAUAGAUACCGAUCGGAGGUUCCGUUACCCGAUACCACCGUUUCAGCGACACAGAGACAUCAAUCCUAUUACGACACGGGAGCAAAAGCUACAUUUCAGCACCCAGCGAAUGUUUGUUACCCUUGGAACGCCAGAGAAUGGAUGUCCGUGGCGCCUGGGCAAGCACAAGGACGCAAAAUUUUAUGUUGUUGAUGUACCUAUCUUUGAUUAUACAAAGAUGUGGGUAGGCUCAGUUCGCCUGAACGCACGUGAAGGCGAAAGAGUUUCUGUUGGUGAAAGGAUCGAAUUGAUUCGUAUCGCCGAGGGCUCAGCACCCAUCGAUAGCAGCAGAUUUGGUCUUGACGACAGGACGGAGUCUAGCACCCGGCAUCCGUUCGAGGAAUGUGUGAACCGGGCCGAGUUGAGAUUGGAAUCACAUUAUGAGUUUUACUUUGUGCUGUGGAUAGAGUGGGACGGAAAGAUUGCACGGCGCAGAGCACUUGGUACCGUGUGGAAACGCUCAUGGGAUCAUGGCGAGACAAACGAGGUUGACAUUGUUCUCAACUAA
Molecule: messenger RNA, 2583 nt
Organism: Boeremia exigua
Lineage: Eukaryota; Fungi; Ascomycota; Dothideomycetes; Pleosporales; Didymellaceae
Exons: 3
Coding region: 268-2583 (771 amino acids)
Source: RefSeq, a predicted model, not a curated record